UAUCGAUAAGGUUAAUAUAAUGCGGGCAGGCGGGCUAGUACAGGCAGUACAGGUACCGAAUCCGCUAUCUUUGACGCUAAAGCGGUGGAUCCGCAUCUGUACCUACCGUGUAGCUUUAUCGGUUGCAGGAGAGCUCCAGCUGUUACCGGUGACGCAACUUAAAGCUUGGCAGGUACCCGGACGGUCAACAGUCUCUUACCUAUCAGCUCCCACUGUCCCGUCCAUGUACAAUACAUAGGCUGCGUUCUUAGGCUGACAACUCACAUGUACUACCACUCAACACUGGACCUCUGCAUUGGACACAGGCACCUACAUAAGUUAAGGUUGCCUUUUACAUGUCUGUUACAUAUCCCUGAGUCUUGACGGGCUAUGGGCAUAAGUUGUAUCACUAAAUAAAUCAAACAUGAUCCCAAGGAUUAUCCUCGUCGCGUCCCUGGCGACAGUCGCUAGAUCCUCUCAGCCUGGAGCUCCCGCGCCGGUCGCUGCUCCGAUGAGAGAUCUCGAAUGGGGACAAAUCAAUUUCAUCCAUACCACAGAUAUACACGGCUGGCUUGGUGGUCAUCUGCAAGAACCGCAAUACUCAGCCGACUGGGGUGACUACAUCUCAUUUACGAGUCAUAUGAAAAAGAAGGCCGAUGAGAAGGGCGUAGAUUUACUAGUCAUCGAUACGGGCGAUAGGAUCGAAGGAAACGGCUUAUACGAUGCCUCCAAUCCGAAAGGCAAAUACUCCUAUGACAUCUUCGGCGAGCAAACUGUCGAUGCUCUCUGCACUGGGAACCACGAGCUAUACCAAGAAUAUUCGGUCGCGCGAGAGCACAACACAACGGUUCCAAAAUUCAAGCACUCCUACAUCGCCUCCAACCUCGACUACAUUGAGCCCGAGACCGGCAACCAGAUCCCCCAGGCCCAACGUUACAUCAAGUUCACUACCAAGAACCUCGGUUACAAUGUCGUCGCGUUGGGGUUCCUGUUCAACUUUGAUCGGAAUGCGAACAAUAGCGUCGUGCAGCCCGUCGAAGAGACUAUGAAGGAGGAGUGGUUCCAAAACGCUAUAAGAGAAAAGCCCGAUCUAUUCCUCGUCAUCGGCCACGUCGGUCUUCGUAUGAAGGAGUUCGAACAGAUCUUCAAGGUCAUUAGAGACCAGAACUGGUACACUCCCAUCGCAUUCCUCGGUGGCCACGCCCACGUACGAGAUGCGAGGAAGUUUGAUGAUAAGGCAUACGCAAUCGCUAGCGGUCGAUAUUUCGAAACCAUCGGAUUCUUGUCUAUUGACGGUAUCAAGAAGAAGAGCGGAAGCGGAUUUUCGGCUGAAGCAGCAACCGUCAACUUCAAGAGGCGCUACAUCGACAACAACCUGUUCGGUCUUUACUACCAUACCGGCCUAAACGAAACCACCUUCCCUACCGAACACGGCCGCAACGUUUCUAGACUCAUCGCCGAAGGUCGCAAAAGCCUCAACCUUGACGACACGUUCGGUUGUGCGCCGCAAGACCUCUGGAUGAGCCGCUCCCCUUACCCUAGCGACUCUAGUAUAUUUAGCUGGCUCGAGACGCAAGUCAUCCCCGACACUAUCGUCAACGAGGAGAGGAAGGACGUCCCGCGCCUAGCUAUCGUCAACACGGGAGCUAUUCGCUUCGACAUCUUCAAGGGUGCAUUUACGAAGGACUCGACAUACCUCAUCUCACCCUUCAUCAGCAGGUUCAACUACGUUCCCGACGUGCCCUACGCCAUCGCCAGCAAGGUUCUCGAGCUACUCAAUAGCGGCGGCCAGGUAUUCAGCGGCGCUCUCGACACCCGAUACCUGACAAUUCCCGAGCAAGCGGUUCCGCGCAGUCCAUUCUUCGAGAUGGCUUCCGCAGCGACCGACAACGAAAGCAAACUCCCGCUAUUCAUAGAGGAAGACGCCCCGCAGAAACCGCUAUCAGGUGCCAACCGCUUGUCUAAGCAAGAUGAGGGCAAAGGCGAGGGCGAUGACCCCGAGUUAGUAGGCGGCUACACGACGCGCGACGACCUAGGCGACGACGGAGACGACGCCAUACACUCGCCUAUCAAGUUCUACGCCGUGCCCAACUGCAUCCAAUCCAAGAUCUCGUUCCCCACCCCCAGCAACGACACAACACCUGCCCCGGACCCCGAAACCGUAGACCUAGUCUUCAUCGACUACGUCCAGCCGUGGGUUAUCACCGCGCUUAAAUUCAGCGGUGGUGAUUAUAGCAUUGACGAUGUUAAGGUGUACUCGAAUAGCACGCUGACGGACCUUAUUGCGGGCUGGGUGAAGGAGCAUUGGGAGAAGAAUUGUUAAGAGUGAUCAUUGAUGUGGGAAUGAUAUGAUAUGAUAUGAUACGGCUUUGGUUUUCGCUUUGGUUUUCAGAUUGUGUACUUAUUGCUUCUUUAACUACCUAGGUAGACAUGGCUAGGUUUCGGGUUUAUAUGUUUGGAUCGAAUAGUUCGCUACAUAGCUGCGACUUUCAACGGAAAUAAAUACAAUAAAUGAACAAUAUCAAG
Daldinia vernicosa is the source of this 2505-nucleotide messenger RNA. RefSeq names its product ser/Thr protein phosphatase family. The transcript is spliced from 2 exons. Gene Ontology annotation, biological process: nucleotide catabolic process. Lineage: Eukaryota; Fungi; Ascomycota; Sordariomycetes; Xylariales; Hypoxylaceae. Gene Ontology annotation, cellular component: cytosol. The coding region runs from base 404 to 2302 and encodes 632 amino acids. Gene Ontology annotation, molecular function: hydrolase activity. The record is from RefSeq and is a predicted model, not a curated record.